UUUUUGAUAUUGCCCGUCCGGGGGGGCUCAUGCUCUCGUCUUGUUAAUUAUUCCCUCUAGCCCUCUCCGUCUCCUGCUUCGGGCGACGGCUGCCCGCCUUCUGUUGUGUACCACCGACAAAUGGCUACUGGCAGAUGCGAACAGUAACCAGCCAGCGAACUUCCCAGAAAAGCGACCAGUCAUGCUCAGCAGCUCAAGCCGAUUCAACAGGAACUCAUUGAAAAGUCGACUCUGGACGAGAUGAGAUGAUCUGGUCCAGAGAUGAGCCGGGAUGACUACACUCCACGGGGCCUAUCCGACCCGGAGUCCCAUCUUGAUCUUGCCGGCCAACGUCAGCGACCUCAGGUUGAUACAGGCACUGGGUCGGAGGCAGUUGCACCGUCACCAAAUCAGCAGGGUCGACACGUUGCUCUCAAUGCCAUUGUCGAGGUCGAUAUGCUGCGGCACAAACUUCGUGCCCUCGAAAAUCUUGUCGAACGUUACGGCAUUUCAUCACGCAUCCCCUCUCUUUCUGAAGCUGAAGAGGCGCGGGCUCUCCAGUACCGUUGCGAAUGCCUCGAAGCUGCAUGUAAGCAACAAAGUAAGUGGACAACCUCGCUGCGCAUAGUCUAUCUAGCAACCUCCGGUAGAGUAUCUGAUAUAGGUAGAACUAACAGUAUAGACAUGGACGUUGCCCGCACUCUAAAAAGCUCAUCUCCAUUUCCACCACCACAAGGAUAUACAUCAUGGCUCGAUCAUCAUCUUGCGCAUCAUGAUCGAGCGAUACGCUCUUUCCCAUCAGCGGACCCUUCUACUUCUAUUACCAACUUCUCGAGGGCACCCUUUAAGUGUUCGCAUGAACAAUGCAUCCACUAUGUCUAUGGAUUCUUGACCCAUCUGGAACGGGAUAAUCACCUUCGGCUGCAUUUGACGAAGAAUGCAAGUGAUUCGGGAGUAUUUGCGCCAGCCCAGAGCUCUUUGAAGAAUUCCGAAUUACCAGAGACGGGCAGCGGUGCUCUGCCUCGGGACCAAUUGCCGCCCAUUCAACCUCCAACCACACUCGUAACGACUAAUCUCCCUCCUCUACCAUUCCCGACACCCUCAACCGCCUCCACAGCCACGACGAGAAGGGAUCACAGUUCAAGCUUCUCCUUCUCAGACCCCAAAACUGCGCUGUCAAGAACCGGCGAGGAAACCACAUCUGACCCACAGUUGCCUCCUCUCAAAAGAGCUCGCGUCGGACAUGAUCGUCUAAAGUCAAUAGGAGAGCUAAAGCUUCUCCACAACAAUGACCCGUGUCUCCGAUGUCGAGCUUCGAACAGACCAUGCGAUGCAAAUAACCCCUGUUCCCGCUGCUCGGGGAUGCCUUCAUCCGAGACAGAGGCGCAUUGGAGCAUUUUAGGAUGUUAUCGUGGAUCAGUGACCUCUCUCGUUGAUGUUUUGCUUCAAGGAUCUUUCGCCUGGUCACAACCUCAAACACCGCUGACACCCUCUUAUCCUCGGCGAGGAAGCAUCAAUGACCAAAUACUCGCUCAGAACCCCAAUUUGUCGGCCGUCAAAAGGCCUGCCUGGAGGCUUGAUUUUCAGGAUACGUUUUGGUGGCAGGAUGGAGAGCCUGGCCUUGACGAGCGUAUUAACCAACCUCUAGGUCCCGGUUACCACGAUCAAGGGGCACCGCCACCUGUUCUGCAGCUCAUCGCUUCUAGCCCUAAUUUCCGGGGCGCUGCCUUUGAUCUUCUCGAGCUGUUGAGUGCCAGCGGUCAACUCUCGAUGUCCCGAGAAGAGGAACAGACGACACAUCCCUCUCUUUUUCGCGUAAAGCAACUCUUGCGCGAGAUCAUAUUUUACGAUACUUCUCAGCCGAGUCAAUUGCUACGGAGCGAGGGCAUCUAUCUUCCGCGCACGCCUAUCGAUCGUCGCCCUUCUACCGAGCGCAACGUUUCCUUGAGGGAAUGCACGCGACGGUACUUGAUCUCCUUGGAUUUUGCAGCUUCUGUUUUGCCUACUAUGGGUCUGAGGCAAUGGUUAGGGGUUUUCAUUUCGAUCUGCAUCUUCAGUGCUGUUAACACCAUAUUGGUUGAUAUUGCCUUGUCGUUUCAGGGAAACGAUCCAUUGCAGGCCAGCACAACACCCACGGAACGACCUGACCAAGUCAUUCGAAGUGUUUACCAAGCUUUGGUCUCUCUAUUCGCCACUUCAAACGAUCCGUUAUCUAAUGCGUCCGAGCUCGAAGACCCCAUUGCCCGCAACAUCGCAAGAAUUAUCCGUCGAGAUCAGUGGCCUCCCCGGCAUCUAUUCUCGAGCUUUGAUUUUCUCAUGAAUCUCGGUAUAGGGGAAGUUCCAAACUCGGGUUUCAACGGCUUUGUGUUACCCAGAAGGCAAUCGUUAGAUUUAAGGGGCUCGAGGGGUUUCCCCGCAGCACAACUAGACAGUACGCCAAGGCAACUUUACCUGAAGUCUACGCCGUCCCUUGGAUCAGCAGGUCCGUCAUCACAAUACAUACCCUCUAGCUCACGGUCGGACUUUCCUUUACCUGGUCAGUUCUCGUUGCCAGGCGAUGUUGGAGGACGCACCCGCAGACACACGAUAGGUGACGACAUGUCACCUCACCUGGAAUCCCGGCGACUUUCGGGUGAACCGAUAUCUCCGUCAAGGUUAAAAUCAUCUUCCCGCCGGACCUCUUUGCGCCGCGUGUACUGCGACAAGUGUAACGAGCAUCCGGAUGGCUUCCGUGGCGACCACGAGUUACGCCGCCAUAUAGAUGCCAAGCAUUCGGCCACGGUCAAGCGAUGGGUUUGCAAAGAACCCAAGAAUCAAAUGCCUUCUGCCCCUCAGCCAGUGAUCCCAUUAUCAAGAUGCAAAGCAUGCUUGGCACAAAAGCGAUAUGGCGCAUAUUAUAACGCUGCUGCACACCUCCGCCGCGCACACUUCCGACCUCAUCGAGUGGGUAAAGCCAGUGGUGACUGGCCAUCCAUGAGUAUUUUGAAGGACUGGAUGCGAGAAGUGCGCCAAUCAGUUGAUGUUCCCGAAGAACAUAUCUCCAGCGGUGAAGACGACAUCGAUGAGUAUCCAGCACCCGCUGACUAUAGAGAUCCGAUACCACAACAAACGCCUGGGAUUCCUGAUGCAUUACCAGCAGUUUCUGCCUUAGGUCCAUUGCUUUCGUCGAGUUCUAUCGAGCCAUCAAUACCGAUUGAACGAGCCAGCCCAUCUCGAAGGCCUGCUGAAAAUCGCACCAGAUGCCCUCAUCCAGAUUGUGGUCGUGAGUUUCGUGACCUGGCCUCUCACAUGCUCACACACCAAGAAGAGCGGCCUGAAAAAUGCCCUAUUGUAACAUGCGAAUACCACACGAAAGGAUUCGCACGCAAGUACGACAAAAACCGUCACGCCCUUACUCAUUAUCGUGGAACGAUGGUGUGCCCAUUCUGUCCUGGUGUUGGCAGCCCCUUCGAAAAAGUCUUCACUCGUGCUGAUGUCUUCAAGCGACACUUAACUGCUGCCCAUCAAGUUGACCAGACAGGCCAUAGCAGUGGCCACCGACUACCAGGGGGCGAUGAUCCUGUAGGCACGAAAGCAAGGUGCUCCAUAUGCAAGAACGGGUUUGGUACUGCGCAAGACUUCUAUGAGCAUCUAGAUGACUGUGUGCUUGGCGUAAUUGUGCCAACUACGAAUACAUCAAGUCAGCAAACUCGGCUGCGAGGAUCUCAGCAAUAGCCGUUGACCGCAAAAUGGGCUAUAUAAUUUAACAGGACUACGACGAUGUCCGAUGAAAACUGAACGAACGAGACGGCUGGGAUUAUAUUGAACGAUAGGGGCAGUGAAGCGAUUCUUUAUUCUUCAUCUACGACUUCUUCUUUUUCCGCUCUCCCUUCUUCCCUUUUGUUAUUUUUAGCAUCAUUAAGAGUAUGUGCCUGGUGCACCACAGGAAUAAGUUUCGAUUCUAGAUACCACCAAGAGUUACGGCGGCAUUGGUCGCAUUUUUUGUUUUAUUGUCACCAUAUCAUUUGAUCAAGCGCAUAUGUAUAUAUUA
Messenger RNA from Fusarium redolens, 4009 nucleotides. RefSeq lists its product as uncharacterized. The record is from RefSeq and is a predicted model, not a curated record. Lineage: Eukaryota; Fungi; Ascomycota; Sordariomycetes; Hypocreales; Nectriaceae. The coding region runs from base 262 to 3693 and encodes 1143 amino acids. The transcript is spliced from 4 exons.